UGCGAACAUUUCACCGCAGCAAAAUAUUUUACAGCGCAGACGACGAUUGCCCAUUCUUUCUGUCAAGCUCAUACGAAUUACGAAGGUAGACAGUAGACUGGUGACGUAUUCAACUGUCAAGCUCUUCACUCUUUCUCUCUCUUCUUCGCUCCCGAUCGUGUUCACCACCUGCAGCUCCACCAUCAAUGGCGGAGGAAGAGAGAGAAUUGCCGCUUACAAUGGACAAAGACACCAAUCUCCUCUCCAAAGUAGCGGCAAAUCACCUAUACCUAACUCAAUUCGAGGCAUUCCGAUCAACAAUCCUUAGUCUCCGUCAUCGGAACCCUAAUCUUGCACUCUCUCUCCUCCAAACUAUUGUUGUCAAUGGUGGAAACUUUAAGAAUGCCAUUUACUCCACCAAUUGUUCUUCUCCUGCUCUUCUCACUUGGCUAUCGUCUCUUGAACUCUUCCAAUUUGAGAAUUGUACUUCAAUUUGGUCAUCUUCGACAUCGGCUGAUUCGCUUCGGCUUCGUGUUGAGUUCUUGCUGUACAUUCAGAUGGUCAGUUCCAGGGUUUCAGAGAGUGUUAAUAGGAAAGCAGAGAUGGAGGAGGAGGAGGCGGAGGAAGAGCUGCGGGAAUUAAAAGGUUCUAUGCUGUUGUUGGAUGGGAUAAUGGAGUUAGGGUUGAGGAGAUUGAAGGAAGAUUUGAUUGUUAGUUUGGGUGAAGAGAGGGGAAGUGUGGAGGAGGAGGGAGUGGUUAUUAGAGAGGAGGAAUUGGGGUGCUUGAAGAGAGUAGUUCUGAAAAAUGCGGAUGUUUUCGUCUCAUUGUGUGAGAAUAUACAAGGACAAGUAGGUGUGGAGUUAGAGAAAGAUGAUGAUAAUGAGUUGGCUAUAACUCUGAGGAGAGAAGGGAGGGUGGGGACUGUUUUGAGUGAGGAGGAUCAAAGAGUCUUACAAUCAAUCCAGAAGUAUGCACAGAUUGCACAUUUGGAGGAGAUGAGACAAUGUGUAAUCAUGGACGAUGUAGACGAGGCUAUUUUACAUAUUCGAUAUUUGCACUUGGUUUAUGGAGUCUCCAAGGAAGAGUAUCGAAUGGUUUUUCAAGAUUUGCUCCAAAAGGUUUUCUCAGGAAAAGAGGGACUAGGAGACACUUCUUGUACAACAAGGGAUAAAUUGCUGUAUAUAUAUCGAGAAGCUCUUUUAUCAAAUUGCACACAUCUUGUUCAAAUGAUCCAGGCUGUUCAAGAUCAUCUUCUGCUAGAAGAAAUAACUUUGCUGAGGGGUUCGGACAACCAGAUCUUGCCUCCGCUAAGGCAACUUCAAAAUCGAAUGCAAAAUAAGAAGCUUGGGAAUUACAACAAUGACACCUAUUUAUCUUCUAAUUUGGAUAUUACUUCUUGCAUGCGGGAUUUAUACCAUUAUGCUCGUGUUGCUGGAUUGCAUGUUUUGGAGUGUGUUAUGGAAACAGCUCUUUCUGCUGUCAAGAACGAGCAGUUGGAAGAAGCAAGCUAUGUUGUGUCGUUGUUUCCGCGGCUUCAACCCCUAGUUAGUGUCCUUGGGUGGGAUUUAUUGCCCAACAGAACUGCUGCUCGAAGAAAAUUAAUGCAACUACUUUGGACAAGCCGGUCAAAAAUAUAUGAGCUUGAUGACUCCUCUCUGUAUGAAAAUGAUUCGGAUGAGAAAUCAUGCGUGGAAUUUCUUUGUGAUACCUUGUGUUAUCGGCUUGACCUUGCUUCUUUUGUUGCUUGUGUCAAUUCGGGUCAACCAUGGAAUAUCACGUCCUCCGUACUAUUUUCUGGAAAUGGACAAGUAGAUACACAAGAUGAGAAUGCUCAUUUGGAUCCUUUUGUGGAGAAUUUUGUUUUGGAAAGGCUAUCUUCUCAAAGUCCUCUACGGGUGUUAUUUGAUGUUGUUCCGACCAUUAAGUUUGAAGAUGCUGUUAGAUUGAUCAGCAUGCAGCCGACAGAUUCUUCUGCAGCAAAAUGGAAAAGGAUGCAUGAUGUUGAACUGAUUCACAUGCGCUAUGCGCUUGAUUAUGCCGUCAUGGCAUUGGGAGCUAUGGAAAAGAGUAUCUCUGAUGAUCAAAUUUGCUAUCCUCAGUUGUCAUUAAGCUUUUUGAAGGAACUUAGGCAUCAUCUUGACGCUGUGAACAGUGUGGCACGCAAGAUAUUCAUGGUGAACAUUAUCAUUUCCCUCCUACACGUUGACAGCAUCGCAGUUGAUUUUGAACAUUGUGGCUUAGCAGGGAGCAACCCCGAGUUAUCCCAGACUGGUUUGAGGCAAAAUGAUGAUGUCAAUUUUGAUGAAAUGGGAAACCACAUGGCUGUUUCUAUUGUGGAAUUUCUACUUGAUACUUUGAGUCGCAAUUUACCAACAGAGCUGACAUCGGAGGUAACUGAUUCUAGUGGUGAAAAAGAAGCCUUAGAGUGGAGAAUCUCAAAUGCUAGAAAUUUCAUUGAAGAUUGGCAAUGGAGAUUGUCAGUUUUGCAGCAACUAUUGCCCCUGCGUGAGCUGAAAUGGAGAUGGAAGGAGGCAUUAACUAUACUACGUGCAGCACCAUCAAAGUUGCUUAACCUAUGCAUGCAAAAGGCAAAGUUUGACAUAGGGGAGGAGGCGGUACAUAGAUUUUCCUUGUCAUCUGAAGAUAGAGCUACGCUUGCGCUAGCUGAAUGGGUGGACGACACUUUCAAGAAAGCAUCUGUCGAGGAUGCAGUUUCCCGUGCUACAGAUGAAACAGUGACUCUCCAAGAGAUUGAUUUUUCAUCGCUACGUUCUCAAAUUGGUCCUAUCGCUGCUAUUCUUCUCUGCAUUGAUGUUGCUGCUGCUUCUGCGAAGUCUACAGACAUGUCUGAGCGACUCCUAGAUCAGGCUCAAACCAUGUUGUCAGAAAUAUAUCCUGGAGGGUCCCCAAAGAUUGGAUCCACUUAUUGGGAUCAGAUCCAAGAAGUUGCAUUGGUCUCUGUAGCAAGACAUCUUCUCAAGCGUCUACGUGAACUCCUAGAGCAGGAAAAUUCUGCUACCCUUCAGGCUGUUUUGUCAGGCGAGUUAAACUUUACUGCAUCUCAUCAACAAGGGCAUAGAGAUCGUGCUCUUGCACUGCUACAUCAGAUGAUUGAAGAUGCUCAUAUGGGCAAGCGGCAGUUUCUGAGUGGAAAACUUCAUAAUCUUGCCAGAGCGGUAGCUGAUGAAGAAACAGGGAUAGAUCUUGUCAAAGUGGAAGGCAAGGAACAGAAAUAUCUUUUUGACAUUGACAGGAAUAGCUUUGUUGGUCUUGGGCUCAGAACUGUUAAACGGCAAUCCUGCAGUUCAGCUACCGGAGAAAGCACUGCACAACCUUCAGCUUAUGAUCUGAAAGACGCUGAAAAGCGGCUGUUGAGCCCCUUAAGUGCAAAACCAUCAACAUACCUCUCGCAAUUUGUUCUUCAUAUUGCUGCAAUUGGUGAUAUCGUUGAUGGCACGGAUACAACUCACGACUUUAACUUCUUUUCACUCAUAUACGAAUGGCCUAAGGAUCUUGUAACUCGCCUAGUUUUUGAACAAGGCAGCACCGAAGCAGCCGAAAAGGUAGCAGAUAUCAUGUCUACUGAUUUUGUUCAAGAAGUUAUCUCAGCAUGUGUACCUCCUGUUUAUCCUUCACGGUGUGGCCAUGGUUGGGCUUGUCUUCCAUUGGUUGCAUCCAGUGCCAAGAUUAGCCUGGCAAGUCAUUUACCGACAUCUUCUGCUAGAGUGACUUCUGCAAGUGAUGUCAACAGUUCCUUGGCUUCAGCUGGUAUUGCUCAGUACCAUCUUCAGUUAGACAUAAUAAAGCAUUUGGUCAAAAUAUCACCAGUUAGAGCUGUACUAGCAUGUGUCUUCGGGAGCAGUAUAUUAUACAGUAGUAAUGAGUCAUCCAUCCUCAGUCCCUUGAACGAAGAACUGCUGCAUUCACCUGAUACUGACAGGAUAUUCUUUGAAUUCGCUCUUGAUCAGUCAGAGAGAUUUCCAACUUUGAAUCGAUGGAUUCAGAUGCAGACUAAUCUUCACCGAGUUUCUGAGAUUGCUGUAACACCCAAGGAUACAGAUGAUGCUGGUGGGAUACAGAACAACAGGAAAUCAUCUGUUAAACGAUCUCGAGAGAAUGAAAUUGACACUGAGUCAGAAAUUGAUGAGAAUAUUGGAACUAACACUGUAGCAUUUGUUCCAGAAAUUGCUCAAACUACUGUUGAACAUGACACACUGCCGGAUUCCACGAAAUAUCAAGCUGCUGAAGACGACACCACUACUUUUCUAACUUUUGACUGGGAAAACGAAGAGCCAUAUGAAAGAGCUGUUAAAAGAUUAAUUGAAGAGGGUAAUAUAAUGGAUGCACUCGGUUUUUCUGAUCGUUUUUUGAGGGGCGGGGCAUCAGAUGAGUUGCUUAGACUUCUAAUUGAACGUGAAGAGAACUGCCAAAACAAUGGAAAUUUGCAUGGACAUUUCGGGAACAGGAUGCUGAGUAAUAGUUGGCAGUAUUGUCUCAGAUUGAAGGACAAACAACUAGCAGCGCAGCUAGCCCUAAGGUGUCUGCAUAGGUGGGAACUAGAUGCUGCUUUGGACGUGCUCACUAUGUGUAGCUGUCAUCUGCCUCACAAUGAACCUAUUAAAAAUGAGGUCUUGCAACGGAAACAAGCAUUACAAAAGUAUAAGCACAUUUUAUCUGCAGAUGACCAGUACCGAAGUUGGCAGGAGGUUGAAGCAGCAUGCAAGGAUGAUCCUGAGGGCUUGGCACUUAAAUUAGCUGAAAAGGGGGCUGUUUCUGCUGCUUUGGAGGUGGCAGAAAGUGCCGGAUUAUCUAUUGAUCUUCGGAGAGAAUUGCAAGGCAGACAACUUGUCAAACUUCUUACAGCAGACCCAUUGAGGGGAGGGGGUCCAGCUGAAGCCUCACGUUUUCUUUCAUCUUUGCGCGAUUCAAAUGAUGCUUUACCUGUUGCAAUGGGAGCUAUGCAACUUUUACCUAACCUGAGAUCAAAGCAACUUCUUGUUCACUUUUUCCUGAAGAGGAAAGACGGUAAUUUAUCUGAUGCUGAGGUAUCUAGGCUGAACUCUUGGGCUUUGGGUCUUCGGGUUCUUUCUGCCUUGCCAUUGCCAUGGCAGCAAAGAUGUUCAUCUCUCCAUGAGCACCCUCAACUAAUCCUUGAGGUGCUGUUGAUGAGGAAACAACUACAGUCUGCUUCUCUGAUCCUCAAGGAGUUUCCUUUACUUCGGGAUAACAAUGUAAUCUUCAAAUAUAGUACCAAGGCUAUUGCUGUCAGUAUCAGCUCCCCGCCCAGAGAAAGUCGAAUAUCUGUAUCUGGUCCUAAACUGAAGCAGAAAACAAGAACUGCAACUCCCACGAAAUCAUCUUUGACAAGUAGUUUAAGUAACUUGCAAAAAGAAGCUCGGCGGGCAUUUUCUUGGACUCCACGUGGUGCUGCAGAUAAAGUUCCUCCGAAGGAACCACACAAGAAAAGGAAAAGCUCUGUUUUAACACCAUCAGAGAAAGUUGCUUGGGAAGCAAUGACAGGAAUUCAAGAAGAUCAUGCUUCCUCAUUAUCUGCUGAUGGACAAGAUCGACUGCCUUCAGUGUCUAUUGCUGAAGAAUGGAUGCUGACAGGUGACACAAGGAAGGAUGAUGCCGUCCGUUCUUCUCAUCGAUAUGACAGUGCUCCAGACAUCAUCUUGUUUAAGGCACUUCUGUCCUUGUGUUCUAAUGAAUCAAUUUCCGCAAAAGGUGCCAUAGAUUUGUGUGUCAAUCAAAUGAAGUGUGUUUUAAGCUCUCAACAGCUUCCCGAGAAUGCUUGUGUUGAAAAUAUUGGGCGAGCAUACCAUGCAACAGAAACAGUUGUGGAGGGACUACUCUAUGCUAGAUCGCUGCUUAAGAAACUUGUUGGGAGCAGUGACUUACCCACUAACUCUGAAAGGAGCAAGGAUGCAGAUGAUGGAGCUUCUGAAGCUGGAAGCUCUAGUGUUGGUAAUCAAACAACAGAUGAACCAUCUGAGCUUUUGUCACAAGCUGAUGCCUGGCUUCGGCGUGCGGAAUUACUUCAGAGCCUUCUCGGGUCAGGAAUUGCUGUUUCUCUUGAUGAUAUUGCUGACCAGGAGUCAUCUGCGUGUCUUCGUGACAGAUUAAUUGGCGAGGAACGUUAUAGCAUGGCUGUCUAUACCUGCAAAAAGUGCAAGAUAGAUGUUUUUCCUGUGUGGAUUGCAUGGGGACAUGCUUUACUUCGGAUGGAGCACUAUUCACAAGCCCGUGUGAAAUUUAUACAAGCCCUCCAACUACGCAAGAAUGAUCCUGACUUCCAUGUCGCACCAGUCAUUUUGGAUAUCAUUAAUACUAUUGAAGGUGGUCCUCCAGUUGAUGUGUCUGCAGUUCGUUCCAUGUAUGAGCAUCUGGAGAAAAGUGCACCAACAAUUCUAGAUGAUUCCCUAUCAGCAGAUUCAUAUCUCAAUGUCCUGCACAUGCCAUCUACUUUUCCUCGUUCAGAGAGGUCAAGGGGGUCCCAAGAGCCUGCAAAUAGUAGCUCAAUGAGUGGCAUAGAUUAUGAUGAUGGACCACGCAGCAAUCUGGACAAUAUUCGAUACCUUGAAUGUGUCAACUACCUGCAGGAUUAUGCACGGGAAGAUUUGCUGGAUUUUAUGUUUAGGCAUGGACACUAUAAUGACGCCUGCUUGUUAUUCUUCCCACCUGAUGGUGCUCCUCCUCCUCCUCAACCUUCAUCUAUUGGGACCGUUACUUCAUCUUCUUCUCCGCAGAGACCAGAUUCUUUGGUAACUGAUUAUGGGACCAUUGACAGCUUAUGCGAGUUAUGUAUUGGUUAUGGUGCUAUGUCAGUGUUGGAGGAAGUGAUUUCUGUGAGAAUAUCAUCUUCAGCAUCCCUAGAUGCUGCUGUAAACAAAUAUACAGAGGCCGCAUUGGCUAAAAUAUGCAAUUACUGCGAGACUCAUAAACAUUUCAAUUACCUCUACAAGUUCUUGGUGAUUAAAAGAGAUCAUGUUGCUGCUGGUCUUUGUUGCAUUCAGUUAUUUAUGUAUUCUUUAAUCCAAGAAGAUGCGGUGAAGCAUUUGCAAAACGCUAAGGUUCAUUUUGAUGAUGGGAUAACAGCCCGUAGAGAUACCACUAAGCUAGUUGGAAAAGGUAUUCGAAGUAAAAGUGCCUCAGAGAAACUUACUGAGGAAGGACUCAACAAACUUUCAGCUCGAGCUGCUAUUCAGGUUGAGGUGGUGAGAUGCCUGAAUGACGCCGAAGGUCCACAGUGGAAGCAUUCUGUCUUUGGAAACCCAAAUGACCCUGAAACAUUCAGGAGGAGGUGUCAAAUUGCAGAAACCCUUGCAGAGAAGAACUUUGACUUGGCUUACCAAGUUGUCUGUCAAUUUGAUCUUCCUGCUGUGGAUAUUUAUGCUGCCGUUGCUGCAUCGCUUGCUGAAAGAAAAAAGGGGAACCUGUUGACUGAAUUCUUAAGGAACAUCAAAGGGAACAUUUAUGACGACGAAUGGGAUGAGGUUUUGGGGGCUGCUAUAAAUGUAUAUGCAAACAAACAUAAGGAGCGCCCAGAUCGUCUCAUAGACAUGUUGAUCAGUACCCACAGGAAGGUGUUGGCUUGUGUUGUCUGUGGUCGUCUAAAAGGUGCUUUCCAGAUUGCCUCUAGAAGUGGCAGUGUGGCUGAUGUUCAGUAUGUGGCACAUCAGGCUCUACAUGCGAAUGCACUCCCAGUUCUUGACAUGUGCAAACAGUGGUUGGCUCAAUAUAUGUAAUUCUUUCUUGGGGUGACUAAUCGGAUUUGGUGAUGGCGUGCAUCCUUGAUACCUUGAGUUCUGUGUGGCGUGUUUGUCAACCCCAUUGUUCAUAUUGUGCCUAAUUGUUCGAAGUGGCAGCCUUGCAACCACAAGCAACAGCCGAAUAGAGGAUGGUGGGACUGGUACGUAUAAGCAACUAGUGUAACCUCUACAUGAUUAAUACAAACAAUAUAGUUAUGAAUAUAGUUAUACAACACUGACUUUCUUUCAACCUGUACCCUGAGCUUGUAUAUAACUUCCUGAGCUUGUACAUAAUCGGUGUUUACAGCCAUACUUUAGCAUUCUGUAGUUGUUAAGGUUUGUAACUUUGUAUUGAUAGAUUUAGAGGGUACAGUUGAGAAAAAGUAAAGCCAGAGUUUUAGUAUACAUGGUGAGAUAGAUAGUUUUUACUUGUGACAGUCAGUAGUAAAGUGUAACAAAAUUUGACAAUCCAUAGCUUACAUUUGUGCUUCAGAACAAGUAGCACAUCUAUAUAUUGUGGAUCAAAUGAGAUAUACUGUUGUUUAAAGUA
This is a messenger RNA of Spinacia oleracea (spinach), 8280 nucleotides long. RefSeq lists its product as uncharacterized. The record is from RefSeq and is a predicted model, not a curated record. The coding region runs from base 186 to 7727 and encodes 2513 amino acids. The transcript is spliced from 36 exons. NCBI's taxonomy places the organism in Eukaryota, Viridiplantae, Streptophyta, Magnoliopsida, Caryophyllales, Amaranthaceae.